Messenger RNA from Exserohilum turcica Et28A, 2439 nucleotides. RefSeq lists its product as uncharacterized. Lineage: Eukaryota; Fungi; Ascomycota; Dothideomycetes; Pleosporales; Pleosporaceae. The transcript has 4 exons. The record is from RefSeq and is a predicted model, not a curated record. Gene Ontology annotation, cellular component: nucleus. Gene Ontology annotation, molecular function: zinc ion binding; transcription cis-regulatory region binding; DNA-binding transcription factor activity, RNA polymerase II-specific. Gene Ontology annotation, biological process: positive regulation of transcription by RNA polymerase II. The coding region runs from base 201 to 2366 and encodes 721 amino acids.
CACGAUCUUGCCAUGUUCUAUAAAGGUGCGUUCCGCUCUACACCUAACUGAACCCGAGAUACGCGUAGCAUCUUCGUAUUUAUAAGAAUCACGCCGCUUGUCAUAGUGCGCGCACGUAUGCAGUUUAUGAAAUGGUGUUACUCUUCAUUGCAGAUCUGGUGGCGUACCUGAGAAGAAUGAUUGCUUGAGCCUCACUCAAGAUGCGAUCCUGGACCGGAUGCCUCACUUGUCGCGAGCGGAAGCUUAAAUGUGAUGAGGAGAAGCCCAUUUGUAGAAGAUGCACUAAAAGCUCAAGAGAAUGCAGCGAAAACUCUAAAUCAGUCUUUCGACAUCAGCAUAAUGCAUCUAUAACCAUCGAGAGCUCUUCUAAGAAAGCCAUGACCAGGAGCUUCUAUGCAUAUAAGGAUACGUUCAAACACGAUGCUGUCUGGCUAAAAAUUCCUAGCAGACUAACCUUCAUCCAUACCUCGAACCCGUAUUUGGAAAACCCUUCUCCCGGCUUAGAUACCGCGUCCAAUACCUCUAUAUACCAGACAGCAUUGUGUGAGAGACCUCCGGAUGCUUCGCUCCGGACCUCUUUCAACUCCCAUCCUAUCACCAUCAGCCCUACUAGCACAAACUCUGUCCAAGACUCUCUCAGCGUACCCGUGGGAUCUGUCUAUAGAGCUGGUGUUUUUCUAUCUUGCAUGCAGCCACUUCCUCCUUCAUCACAGGAAACAUCAUCGGCGCCGCUUUUGUCUCUCUGCGGUCCUUCCGCUCGCGAUCAUGAAUAUCAAACUCCAGCACCACCUUUGCGCCUUGACGUUGGAAUAAUGUCGCUGCGUGGUCAUUCUCCAGAUUUCAUUCCUCAUCCGAGCACAGUAUGGAGCUCUGGAGAGCAACCUACUUACUCGUAUGGAGACUCUUCAACAAAAAAUGACAGCGAAACGGGCUUCCUCCUGCGGCAGUUCUCAGAGGGUCCUGGACGGUGGAUGGACGUCUUCGAUAGCGGGGCUUACUUUUCAGCGUAUGUGCCCGUGCAAGCUCGCCAUAGUAAGCUACUCGAGCAUGCCGCCGUGGCUUGCGCUGCUAAAGUACUUGCACGCAUCGAGCUGCACAAGCCAGUGACGGCAGGCUCUACACCACACUGUACUGGAACCAAACCACACCACAGUAUACGAUCGGUUGAAUGGAAACGCAAGGCAGCAGAACACUAUGGCGCUGCUAUUUCUCUACUUCGCGAGUGCUUAGAUAAUAAAGCCAUCAUAGCACUCGAUGAGUCCGACUGUGUGCCUCGAGAUGAUAGUAAUAAUGUGGAGGAGAUGUCCAAAAACCAGGUCUCUGGAGGGCAGAGCGUUCUAAGCAAAGGCCGCUUGCGACUUUAUCCCACUCAUGUGGUAGCAGCUUCCACGAUUCUGUCCAUGUACGAGCUCCUCGAUGCCUCAACUUCUGAGUGGGUGGAGCAUUUAAAAGGGGCGCAAUUUCUCCUUGCUCCCCAAGAUGAGCCUAUGACAUCCUUACAGAUGCCAGGUGUGGCCCUAUCCAAAUCGCCAGAGAGGUGGGGCUUCAGCUGCGAUGCCAGAAGAGCUACAUUUUGGAACAUCGUUAGACAAGAUGUGCUCGCUGCAUACAUCAAUCAAACUAGGACGAGAAUCGAUACUGAGAAUUUCAUCAUGUGGAAACAAGCCGGUCUGCCCAUCGAUGAUCAAGGCUUUCUCAACAAUAGCGAGUCAGGAAAUUGCACUUCUCUGGGAUUCGGGGGCACGUCAAGAGAGUCUCUCCUCUGUAAUUCACUCACCUGGCUCAUGGCCCGGCUAGCAAACUUUCUAGCUUCCCUCAACCAACUCCCAUUAGAAGCAAAUGUCGCGCGUAGUGGCAUGUUUAACGAAACGCCUUCAAAAUCAUGGUGGUCCCUACAACGGCAAUUUCAAGUUUGGCACGAAAGCUUGCCAGUAACUUUCAGGCCUUCGACAACUGGAUCUGAUCUUUUCCAUACAUUGGGGCCACAAUCUGUAGCUGACCCCAAGCCGACCAUUUCCGAGGCGUGGUGCAGCACUCCGUUGUGUGCGUCUGCUGAGCAAUUGUACCACAUGAGUCAGAUACUUCUGCACAAUUGCGGGAGGCAUAUUAUGAAUGCUCAACCAAAAGCAUGUCAUGCUAUCUGUGCUGUUUGCAAAAUGCACAGUCGUAAGAUCAUUGGCAUCUCGCUCGCUCAUGUGGAUGGAGCAGUGCGCAUCAAUUCAGUCCAGCCUCUGUUCGUUGCUGGGCUAUGUUUAGACGAGCUAAUCGAAAGACGUGUAUUGAUUAAUCUUCUCCGCAGGAUUGAGAAGGAUUUCGGCUGGAGUACCGAGGCCAGGGUGUAUCAAAUGCUCCAGCAAUGGCAAUGAAAAAUUGGCAAAGAGCUCAUGUAUCUACACUCAAAUUUGACAAGCACAAUAACUAUACCACAAAUAAAUGGAG